CCUAUACCUAGUCUUCAACAACAGUGUUCAAAUUAAUUAUAUAUCACUUUAUGUAGUAAAUUAAUAUCCCUUAAAUAUAUUAUAUUAUUAUUUUAUUUUGUUUUCAAAUACAGGAGUGAAGAUUUGGAGCAACGAUGAAGCUAUUUGUGAUAACACUGUUUGUGGCCCUGUCGACUGUCCUGAUGGUUACGACGGCUGCCCCAGUAAGCAACGAUCACGGCAAUGAGUAUGACUACGAGGAAGAUGCUGAACCAGCACCGGUUCCUGCUGCGCCCACAACGGGUAGGGGAAGAUUAUCGCUUCUCAGCACACGUGGACAGAGGGGUCCUUCGCCUCUCGUUGGUAACCGCGGAGCUGGAGUAAAGCAGCAAACAGCCGCUAAGCCAGUUGAACCCCCUCCAGAACCGGAGGAUCUGGAAGAGUUGGAGGGAGAGGUAGAAGAGGGCCAAGAAGAUAUACCUGUCACAACAACAACUGAGGCUCCCAAGAAGUCUCUAGUUCGCGGAGGAGUCAGACCCUUCAGAAGCAACGAAGAUCUUCUGGCGGCCCUGAAGAGAAGGCGAGAGCAACAGCUGAACGGUGGGUCACCCAAAGUGGUGCAAGUAUAUCCCACCCCAUCGUCAGUCCAGCCCUCAGAAGACAACAAAACGACUCGAAGCACUAGUAACAGUCAGCAGAAUUCUGCCAGCAAUGGUAGGAGGCGGUUCAACAGCAAAGCUUCAGCAGCUGCUGGCUCAUCUGCUGAGCCGGUCGUCGCAGAACAGUCUGAUUCAGGCCGGCGAACAUCUGGCAGGAGGUACCCUGGGAGAAGCAAACCCACCAGUCUUCCAGUCAGUGAAACUUCCGAUCUUGAAGAAGAGGCGACACCUAAACCAAAGUCAUCAUCAUUCAGAAGACGGCUUUAAUGUACAUAAAAUAAAUGUAAUUUCUUUGUAUUUCCAGACGAAAAUUCCUUUUGACUGAGAUACAAUACCUUCCUACUGCAGCUUAAUGUGUUCUGCCUUCUACGAGCAGGUUUAAUAGCGAGACGGUUAUUAAAAAGCCUUUUUAAAAAUAACUUGCUCCCUAAUAUUCCGGGUGCUUGUUCUGAACUGCAGAGGUAUCGUACCCACUUUGUACCCAUCGAAGCAGAUACAUGGGAAUAUAAACUGUCUAUCAAAGAUUAAUCAGUAGAAAAAAUUGAAGCAUAUGGGACUAAGUAUACAUUUUCCAUUCUCUGGUAACCAGCGAGAAAAUCUUCAAGAGAUCACUAAAUUCUAUAGUUAUGUUCCGGAAAAUAUUUUCCUCCUUUUUAACAACGCGCAUAAUUAUUGUCUCUAGCUAUGUCGUCGUAAUAUGUGGCCCAUCAAGUACAUCCAGCAUUUCAUGCAAUGUUACAGCUAAGAGUAGUAAAUCAUGUUGCUACAUUCGAAAGAAAUACAACCGUUUCUACAGGGAAAUUGCAAGAUCAGAAACAUAAUUCUGUUCGUUUCUGGAAAUCAUCUACAAGGCAUAGCUUUUAGAGACUGUUUUGUCUUUGCAUAACCGUGUUUUGGAUUGUUAUGGUUCAUGCAAUUCUCAUUUAACAAGUACUGCCAAAUUUAUCAUGAACAAAUUCAUAUCAAAGAAAGUAACUGCCCAUAUUCAGUUCUGUACCUACAGCGCAAGCGCAGGGUAGGCCUAAUUCUUGCGAAUGAGAUCCGAUGUUUCAUCAAACCCACACACAAAUUGUAAAAAUUCUCUAAAAAGAUUAUUGGAAGUCCGCCUAAAUUUGGUGUCUUUUGUAAACAGAGAAAACGAUAUAAUAUACUAGGGUAACAUUGCUUCACGCGUUCCAGUUACUGGCAAAUUGCAAAACGAAAAAGAAAACAGAGGAAUAUACAAUAGCACAUUUAUUAAUAGUUACCCGUUAAUCUGGAAUUUGUUCGAAUGCAAACUGCAUGAGAGAAGAAAUAGGCUGGCCGAAUAGACAGAUAUGUUGUGAAACGAAUACUGCAUAUUUAUCUGUUUAAUACCCAAUUAAAUACUACAGAUAAUUGCUUGUGUUUACAUAGAUCAUAGCACCCUUGUUAUGUUCGUCUUAUCAAGUGAAGGCAUUCGCAAUAUCCAUUACAUAUAAAAAAAAUUUAAUUUUUCAGUGAAAUUUUGACACUUCUCGACGUAUACAAUUAUUAAAAGACAUACAAUUCAUCAUUACAACAUAUUACAGUUAUACUGUUGUAUACGUAUGUAUCCUGCAGGCUUAAAAUUGUAAAGGCCUGUCCACAUUACUCGUGCUCGUGCGUCAGAAGCUCACUGCUGCCGGAAAAUCAGGAUC
Molecule: messenger RNA, 2296 nt
Organism: Cryptotermes secundus
Lineage: Eukaryota; Metazoa; Arthropoda; Insecta; Blattodea; Kalotermitidae
Exons: 4
Coding region: 135-905 (256 amino acids)
Source: RefSeq, a predicted model, not a curated record